AUGGCCAAGAGUGGGAAGAGCCCCAAGGGCAAGAAGAUCACCCUCAAUGUGGCCAAGAAUUGUAUCAAAAUUACGUUUGAUGGGAGAAAACGCCUCGACUUGAGCAAGAUGGGAAUCACCACCUUCCCAAAGUGUAUUCUGAAACUCAAUGACAUAGAUGAGCUCGAUCUUAGCCGGAAUAUGCUCAAGAGGAUCCCUGAUUCAAUCUCCAAGUUCCAGAGCCUACGGUGGCUGGACCUGCACAGCAACUACAUCGACAAGCUCCCUGAGUCCAUCGGCCAAAUGACUAGUCUGCUGUUCCUUAAUGCCAGCAACAACAGGCUGACCACCAACGGGCUGCCCGUGGAACUCAACCAGCUUAAGAAUAUCCGCACCGUGAAUUUAGGCCUGAACCACCUGGACAGUGUGCCCACCACACUGGGUGCUCUGAAGGAGCUCCAUGAGGUCGGGCUCCAUGACAACCUGCUCAGCGCCAUCCCCACCAGCAUCUCCAAGCUCCCCAAGCUGAAGAAGCUCAACACCAAGCGAAACCCCUUCCUCCAGCCAGAGGAGACGGAUGUCUUCUUAGAUAACAUCAAGAGGCUGGAUAACUUAUAUCUGGUGGACGCAAAGGAUCUGUGUGGGAAUUGCCUGAAAAAAUGCCAACAGGCCCGAGAGAAGCUGAACAAAAUCAAGAGCCUAGUCCCGGGGACACCGAAAAAGGCCGCCUUCACCAAUUUAAUCGCGCCCAACUCCACGGCCAAGGAGUCCCAGGAAGAAUGGAGGUGA
Molecule: messenger RNA, 768 nt
Organism: Myotis lucifugus (little brown bat)
Lineage: Eukaryota; Metazoa; Chordata; Mammalia; Chiroptera; Vespertilionidae
Gene: LRRC18
Product: leucine rich repeat containing 18
Exons: 1
Coding region: 1-768 (255 amino acids)
Molecular function (GO): protein binding
Source: RefSeq, a predicted model, not a curated record